This is a messenger RNA of Carcharodon carcharias (great white shark), 3139 nucleotides long. Its product is annotated as MAGUK p55 subfamily member 6-like. Lineage: Eukaryota; Metazoa; Chordata; Chondrichthyes; Lamniformes; Lamnidae. The transcript is spliced from 12 exons. Gene Ontology annotation, cellular component: plasma membrane; cell-cell junction. The record is from RefSeq and is a predicted model, not a curated record. Bases 207 to 1838 code for a protein of 543 amino acids. Gene Ontology annotation, molecular function: protein binding.
GCCAUCUUCUGACCAAGGGAAGCCCAACUUCCGAGUGGAAUUCCGCCGCCAGUCACGUUCCACCCGUGGAAGGUGCGAGCUGGGAAUUGGAACGCGCCGGUUCUCUGCUUCGUUCGGCCUGCGGCUCGCGUGUUCUGUUGACACACCGCGCGCAUGCGCGCGCGCACACGGAGGGAGAGAAAGGGAGCCACUUCCACACAGCAGCAAUGCAGCAGGUAUUGGACAAUCUCAAUGAGUUGCCCAUCUCCACUGGAGCUAAGGAGAUAGACCUCAUCUUCCUCAAAGGAAUAAUGGAGAGUCCUAUUGUCAGAUCUCUUGCCAAGGCUCAUGAGCGACUUGAAGAAACCAAACUGGAAGCUGUGAGAGAGAAUAACGUGGACCUUGUGAAGCAAAUUCUUGAAGACAUCAGCUGCAUGGUUGAUCAUAAUGACACUGCCACAGAGUUGGCCAAAAUUCUGAAGGAGCCACACUUUCAGUCACUUUUGGAAGCCCAUGAUUUGGUUGCAUCAAAGUGUUAUGAAACACCACCCUCCAGCCCCAGUCUGCUAAAUGAAAUCUUGAGCAACCAGACAGCAUCAGGAGAUGCUGUUCGCAUGAUUGGAAUUCAAAAGAAGGCCAUGGAGCCUUUGGGUGUUACCUUUAGGGUGGAGAAUAAUGAACUGGUAAUUGCAAGGAUCCUCCACGGUGGUAUGAUUGACCGGCAAGGUCUUCUCCAUGCAGGUGAUAUCAUUAAAGAAGUAAAUGGCAGAGAAGUCGGGUCUGACCCAAAAGUACUGCAAGAAAUAUUAAAGGAUUGCAGUGGUGGCAUCACAUUUAAGAUCUUGCCCAGCUACAAAGAAACUCCUUUGCCCCUGCAGGUGUUUGUGAAAUGCCAUUUUGAUUACAAUCCAGCCAAUGACAGCUUAAUCCCCUGCAAAGAGGCAGGAUUGAAAUUUUCCAGAGGGGACAUCCUUCAAGUUGUGAAUCGAGAAGAUCUCAAUUGGUGGCAGGCUUAUCAAAUGAAGGGAGGAGGAAGUGCAGGUUUAAUUCCCAGUCAGAUGUUAGAAGAAAAGAGGAAAGCCUUCGUUAAACGGGACUGGGAUUUUUCAGGUUCAUCUGUACCAUUUUGUGGAACAAUAAUUGGUAAAAAGAAGAAAAAAAUGAUGUACCUCACAACCAAAAAUGCAGAAUUUGAUCGACAUGAAAUCAUGAUCUAUGAGGAAGUAGCAAGGAUGCCACCUUUUCAGAGAAAGACCCUGGUGUUGAUAGGAGCUCAAGGUGUGGGACGACGGAGUUUGAAAAACAGGCUCAUCGUAAUGAAUCCCAUGCGAUUUGGAACAACAGUCCCAUUUACUUCAAGAAAACCGAGAGAUGAUGAACUGGAUGGACACGCCUACAGAUUUGUGUCAAGGGUGGAAAUGGAAACGGACAUAAAGGGCAGCAGAUACCUGGAACAUGGAGAAUAUGAAGGAAAUCUCUAUGGGACAAAGAUCGACUCAAUCCAUGAAGUUGUUAGUACGGGAAGAAUGUGCAUUUUGGAUAUUAAUCCACAGGCACUGAAGAUACUGAAGACAGCUGAAUUUAUGCCGUAUAUUGUGUUUGUUGCUGCUCCUGAAUUAGAAACACUACGCGCCAUGCACAAAGCUGUCAUUGAUGCUGGAAUCACAACUAAACUUCUGACAGAUACAGACUUGAAGAAGACAGUUGAUGAAAGUGCUCGAAUUCAACGAGCGUACAGCCACUACUUUGAUUUGACCAUUGUCAAUGAUAACUUGGACAAAGCUUUUCAGAAGUUACAGACUGCAAUAGAGAAGCUCUUUAUAGAGCCACAGUGGGUCCCAGUUAAUUGGGUAUACUAGUAAAUUGAAGAUUAAACCAUCUUUUGGUGUGUGAAUAAGUGAAAAAUUGAAAAACAAUGUCAAACGUGGCAGAACAGAUGCAGAGGCAGGAAAGCUCCAUUGUAUCUCAUGCCUUUAUAUUCUUUGUAGGUUCUGUUUAUAGUACACUAUUUUGGCUUUUUAUAUAAAUAACUGAAGGGAAAGUGUUCUUAUAAAUGUAAUUUAUUUUAAUUUUUCUAACUUUUUACGAACGAUCUUUGUAUCCAUACAUAUCAAGUGAAGGAAAAUAAGUUGCAAGAAAAACCUUUUUUUCAUUUUUAAAAAAAUGUUUGCCUUCAAAUACCUAGUUUAAAGACAUAUAUUCAAGUUCUAAGCAUUUUGAUGCAAAGUAAAGUUUCUUUUUUCAUAUUCCAAAGCUGUAACUUGUUAACUAAGCCUCCAUUGUACAUUUCAACUGAAGCUUUGCAUCAGGAUGAUGUAUAAUAUGUUGUUUCUGUAAUUGAUACAGAGUAAUGGAAUAUGACUUUCUGGAGUUUAAUAUGUCUACACUGCUUUGUUGAAAGGGUUAACACACAGCUUCAGUCUAUUCCUGAAGUGUAUAGUGCCAUUACACAUUUGAAAAGAAUGUAUAAACUUGAUGUUAGUGGCCUCAUCUGGUCAACCUGGAAUUUAUUUUUCUUUACAUUCCAGCACAUCCACCCUCAGCUCUGCACUGCAUCAUUCAGCUUUAAUUUGGGUUUAGCUAUCUCCUGCUGCGAAAGUAAUCGAAAUGCACACACUAGUCCAUCCUCAAGUAUAUUAAGUUGCGACGACAAUUUUAUAUUGCUGAUUAUAUUUUCUGUGGUAAGGAUGUAUCAUUCCCUUUAUCCCUUCUUUGUCAACAACAACUUGCAUUUACACUGCACCUUUAAUAUAGUAAAAUGCCCCAAGGCAUUUUACAAGAGCCUAUUGUGCUAGUUAUGAAAAGCGCAGAGAGGUGAAUGACUGCUAACAUUUCCAUACUCAUGUUAAGGCUACUGUGGCUACCCAGUAAAGGUUAAUAAUAUCAAUCCUGGGUGAAUUCCUAGCAUUUAAUUUCUCCAUUUUACUUGGAUCUAUGAUGGAUAACCUUACCAAAAAUGAUAACAUUUGGUUGUUUACCUGGAAGGAAGUUGAAAUCAUGUGAGAUUUGAACCCAGGUCUUUAUUCCUACCCACAGUGUACUUCUUUAUUACUAUAAUUAUUUUCACAAUUAUGAUCCAGGAUUUCCUUACAUGUAAUGUGAAAUACAGUUGGCUGUUUGUGCCCUUGCAGCACCAAAAUUAAAACCAGAGCUUGCUACC